This is a messenger RNA of Varanus komodoensis (Komodo dragon), 2939 nucleotides long. RefSeq names its product ectodysplasin A2 receptor (gene EDA2R). The transcript has 8 exons. Gene Ontology annotation, molecular function: tumor necrosis factor receptor activity; protein binding. Bases 36 to 1250 code for a protein of 404 amino acids. The record is from RefSeq and is a predicted model, not a curated record. Gene Ontology annotation, cellular component: plasma membrane. Gene Ontology annotation, biological process: positive regulation of JNK cascade; tumor necrosis factor-mediated signaling pathway; positive regulation of canonical NF-kappaB signal transduction. NCBI's taxonomy places the organism in Eukaryota, Metazoa, Chordata, Lepidosauria, Squamata, Varanidae.
UCGCCCACCAGACACCACAGUUGCGGACGACCACCAUGGACUGCGGAGAGAGCGAGUACCUGGAUGCUCGUGGGAGCUGCCGCCCUUGCCAGGAAUGUGGCCCUGGACUGGAGCUGUCCAAGGAGUGUGGCUAUGGCGAAGGGGGCAGCGCACAGUGUGCGCCUUGCCACCCCAGGCGAUUCAAGGAGGCGUGGGGCCCCCACGGCUGCAGGCCCUGCCUCUCCUGCAGCCUCAUCAACCGGGUGCCGAAAUCCAACUGCAGCGCCACCUCGGACGCGACCUGCGGGGAGUGCCUCCCUGGUUUCUACAGUAAAACCCAGAUUGGAGGGUUCCAGGAUCUGGAAUGCAUUCCGUGCACGAAGCAAACCCCGUCCUCUGAGCUGCAGUGCCACUCUGGCGCUCGCCUGGUGAGGAUGGAAAGCCCCCCGGCCGCGGGACAAGACCUGGCACUUGUGGUGCUGACCAGCAGCGCCCUGGUCAUCCUCGUGCUCGUGCUCCUGACUGUCUCCUUCCUGUACUGCCAGCGGUUCUGGAAGAGCCAGUGCCAGCGGGUGUUCCUGAGGAGUCAGACUCUCCCUGGGCAGAGAGUGGUGUUCCAGGCAUCUGCUGUCUCGGCUGACUUCCCUUCCCAGGAGCCCCUGUCGGACCCCUGCUGCUUAGACAUCCGGAGUUCAAGCCCCAGCUGCAGGCCACUGGAAGGUCCUGCAGAAGCUGUCCCGUUCAUCGCAGAAACUGAUGUUCCCGGGCUCCGUCUCCCCAUUCCCCAGCCGGAUCUGGGCUUGUCCGGCCUGAUCAAAAUCAGCCCCAAGGCUGCCCUGGCCAGGGGCCGUCUGGAGACCCGUCCCCUGAUCAGGAACUCAGGCUGCAGCGACUGCUCCUCCGGAAGCAGCUUCUUCCCAGAGUGCAGGCAGGACCCUGGCGGGGACCUCGACCACCCAGCUCCGCUCUCCUCGUGUGCCACGGAGUCACAGCACCACUGGCCGCAUGCCCCCGUGGAAUGCACGGAGCUGGACCUGCAGACGUUCUCCGCCCGGGCCGAGCUUCAGGCCACCAGCCGCAGAGAGGAUCCCGGGAACGGGGCGGAGCAGGCGGGCUUCACCGGCAGGCAGCAGCCGGCAGCCGGCACCCUCGCCAGACUCGUGGCUGACUCUGGCCAGGAGCCCUUUCCAUCUUUCAGAACUCCUGCCGAAAGCGGGGAGCUUCUGGGUCAUGGUGGGAAGAGUCUCCUGACUGAAAUCACACAAGGUUAAACAAGAGCCGCUUAUUUGCAGAGGCCGAAGAAGAAACCCAGGAAUAUUUCAAACAUCAUUCCUCUGUUUGAGAGCUGCUUCAUACAGUUCACUUCCUGGAUCGUCUUGGUUUUGCCUUGGAGAGAGCGUGAAGAUGGCAAAUGCACCACCUCUCUCUUUUCUCAGAAUCUGGCAGCAAGGCCUGGUGGCCCUGACAGAGUCAGGCCUUAGGUCCCAAGCAGUUGGCGCCCACAGGUCUCCAUUCCUUUCCUUAUUUGAGCAACUGACCAUCUGCUUCAAAAGAAUCGAUCUUCACGGGUCGUCCUGAUGUGCCUGAAGAAAUUUCUGUUCCGUCAAGCAAAACCUUGAAGAUAAGUCCAUUUCUUUAUGGAUACUUUAGGUUGCUGUGAUGUGUUUCCAGCGUGCGAUCCCUUAAGGGAAUUUUACCGCUGCCAGGUAUCGGGUUGGUUUUUUUAACCCCUGUCUUUUAUAGCAAUCUUGUACAGGUGUGACAUACUCUUUGAAUGCCUUUAUUGUUUGGAGCCUUGAGUUAUUCAGCAGAAAGAGGGUACUGGACCAGUCUGUGAUCCGGAUGGGCUCCGGCUGUACUUUGUUUCUCCUUGGAGUGGCAUUUUUGGAGAAAAGCUCUAUGGACCACGCUACUUAAGACAAUGGGAGGAUGGGUAAUUGUCAGACUGGGAGUACAGAAAAGGUUCCCAAUGUAAUGGGUUUUUUUUUUUCCUUUUCUUUUGCUUCACAAUUCAGGUUUUCACACUUUUCAUUUCACUUUCCUCACAAGUGAUGCCUCAAGGCAGGGUUCCUUGGCUGUAAUGGUGACUAAGUAACACUAAUUCUUAACUUCCUGGUUUCCUGACAAACUUUCAGGAGCUCUGACCUAGCAGAGGGCUUGGGUCAGUCACGGAGAAAGCCCCAUGCCCCAUGUCAGCGGAGCUGCAUUCCCCAAAUGCCUCACCACAACUGCAGAGAGAAAGGCGGGUCACGUACCACCUCAGGGAAGAGGGGUUUGCUUGAGCCAGUAGUUGAAGGCAGAUACUUCCUCGCCUCUGCGUGACAGAGUUUCCUCCUAUGACCUGUUUGGGGUGACUUUGCUCUGGUCAUCUUAGCAAAUAGCUCUGUGGACCAGUACUCUUGUUUCCAGCUCCUGAACAUGGUUCUGUCCUAGAAUAAUUUCAGCUCUGGUAAUGUACAGGAAAGUAGUAAAGGAGACCGCAAACCAGGAGAUGGUCAGUGAUGUUGAAUGAGGCCAUGGCUUGGUGCAGAAAUGCUAUUUUUAUUCUUUAUUUAUCAUGGGCAUCGUAACGUGCCGGUUCGCUGACCCAAGGGUGCCGCUGGGGACAGGGUGCAGCUAGCCUGACACUCUCCUGCUGCUCAUGUCAAAGCAGUGACUUCAUUUUCUGGUUUCCAAGGAUGGAAACCCUUGGGAAAAUCAUCCCUUUCCAGGGAGAAUCUGUUCAAGCCUGCCGCCGGAAGCACGAGGGUUUCGCCGCAAUCGUUUCCAAGGCUUCUCGGCCAGAUGCCCAGUUCUGUGUGUCUCAGCAGGAAGGAUUAGGCCUAGCUUUGAAGUGCCAGUUUGAACAAGUGAAUUCUGGGAGCAAAUGUGUUGAAAUACGAAUGGAAUCCCAGAGCGAGUGAUGUGAACAAUGUUAAUGCAAGUCAUUAAACUUGGCUUCUUUACAAGGGGCAGAAAAU